UUAAGCUAAACUGGCCAACAGACAGCAAAUAUAUCCACCAAAGGUUUUUAAAACCUUUUUGUUAGAGUAAGUGAAAAAUGCACCUCUUGUUUUGGAGGCAGUCUUCUCAGUGAGAAGAAUACAUUGAAUGUGUUCCGGAUUACUAUUUUCUGUUUUGUCAUGGGACAGUUUGGAGUACACAGAAUUUUCUUUCUAGUCAUUUCCUUGAUAAAAAACUCAGAGAGUACAGAACUACUGGCAGAGUUUAAAAAGUGCGGAGACGUGGAAUGUGAAACUUUAAUAAGCAGAGCAGUAGCCAUAAGAGAUUACAAAGGACCUGACUGCCAAUACUUAAACUUCAAAACGGGAGAAGAGAUAUCUGUUUACGCCAAACUAUCAGGAGAAAGAGAAGACUUGUGGGCAGGAAGUAAAGGAAGAGAUUUUGGAUAUUUUCCCAAAGAUGCAAUCCAAGUUGAGGAGGUAUUCAUUUCUGAAGAAGUUAAAGUAGCAACUAAAGAAUCUGACUUCAUUUGUCUUCAUGAAAUGAACUAUGUAUUUGAAAAUGAAGAGGACACAUUACACAGUGAUAAUGAAGGAACUGACUACUCAGAUGUAGAAGAAGAAAACCAAGAAUCUGUUAUAGAUGAAAGUGAAUUCCAGAGAACAUUUGGAAUUUACUUAACUCCUGAAUAUACUGAGUUAGAUGACCUGUCCCCAACAACAGAGGGUGUAGAAAAUAUCAGAAGUACAGAUGAAUCAAAAGUCUGGGGGAAAGUAGAAACUGAGAGUUUAACAGAGAGUGCUGCCAAUCAAGAAUCUCCAAGUCAUGUUGCCCAAGUGGAUCCUCCACCAUCUUCUUGGAUUACCAGAUGGUUUGGUGGGGGAAAUGAAGAAGUUGAAGAAGAGACUUUUGAAUCAGUUGCUGAACCACAACAGGAAAGUUCAUUUCUCAGUAGAAAAAUAGCUGUAAGUGAUGAGAAUGACUUAAAGGAGUUAAACAUUGACCAGCCUCUAGAAACGCAUGAGUCAGAACCUACAGCAGAAUUUGAUCCUUGUCCACUAGGGCAGCCUGCACCAGAAUCUGAGCUUGAAGAAGUACCUGAUCCUCAGCCAACUGCCUGGCUUGAUGAUGACUUUAAAGGAUAUUUUGGUUUUGACCAAGAGGAUCCAGAAUUUAAGUUAUCAUCCAAAGAAAAUACUUCACUAUUACAAGACAUUCCCAUCACUGUUCCAUCUGAUCAAGAACCCAUAGUUCCACAUAGAGAAAAACUACCAGAAAUAGAGCACCCCCAGACAAAUGAUUACCCAGCUCUUCAGCCAAGUUGGUUUGAUUUGGGUUUCAGUAAUAUGCUGCACUUUGCAUAUGCUGAAGAAGAGCAAAUGAAAACAGAUAAGCAGCAAAGAGAAGGCAGCAGUGGAGGAAAUGACAAUGAAAAUCUUUUAUCAAGUGAUUUUGACCCUGAUAAUAAUGAGGAAAGAGAAAUAGAGGAAACUGGGGAAACUGAAGAUCAACCAGAAAAGAAAGGGAUUUUGCAGGAGCCAGGAAGUUCUGAUACUUCACUUUAUUUGGAAAGGUUGUUGGAUAAUGCUGAUAACUCUUGGAACUCCCACAAUAUUCCCAAGGAAAUCAAUUCACAAUUUUCCAAAAAAUCUUGGGGUCAAGAUAAACCACGUGCAACUGAUAAAACAGAAGAAUUCUCAGAUGAAAGUAAAAUAACAGAAAAUGUGGAGGUUGGGUUGAAAACCAGAAACAGUCAGUCAGACUCUAAAAUGAAAUACAAGGAGGAAUCCCAGUGGCAACAAGUAGAAAAAUCUACAUCUUCCACUCCUGAAAGAAGCAGUACUAUAGCAGAAGAUACACAUGAGUCUCAGAUACUUGAAUAUUUACUUCAAAUUAAAAUUUAUGACCUCCUGAUUUCUACAAAAAAGGUUGUAGAAGUAUUGCCUGAAGAUAUGAGGCCAGGUACUCAUCUAUAUGGAUUUCCCUCAGAAUUGGUGUUCUGUGCAGUUAUAGUUGGCUUUUUUACAGUUCUUCUUUUUUUGUGCAGAGCUUUUAAUUCGGUUAAAAGCCGACUUUAUUUAGGAAGGGAAAAACGACUUGCUGAAAAGGUUUCUGAACUAGUGGAAGAAAAAUGUGAGAUUCUUAAACAACUUAGCCUUUGUCAAAAAGAGUGUGAAUAUCUAGAAUCAUCUUUAAAAGAUGGAAACUUUGAGAAAGAGUCAUCAGAAAUAGCCAUACUGGAGUUGUUUGAAGGAUCACAAAUAGAGACUGAACAUGAAAAGAUGAACAGGUCAAACUCUGAACUUAGGGAUAAAAUACAUUCUCUAGAAACAUACUUGGAAGAGGAGAAAUCUAAACGAUCAGAACAAGAUGAGUUGGUGGCUGACAUUAAAAAACGGGUACAGUCAUUUGAAGAUGAAUUAAAUGCUAUCAAGUCACAAGUAGCUGAAAUUAGAACAACUCUAAAAGUAUUUCAGCUCAAUGGAGAACGACUGAAAACAUCAAAAGAAGAUGCACUGAAAGAAAAUUCCCAUCUUCAGGAAAGCCAAAAACAGCUUUUACAAGAAGCUAAAGGGUGGAAUGAACAACUGGAUGAACUUAACGAACAGAAAAAAAUGUUUGAAACUUCUAAAGCAAAUAUGGAGCAAGUUUUAAGUAAUAAAGAAAGUCAGAUCAAGUCUCUGACAGAAUGCUUGCUGAAGAUGAAAGACUGGGCUGCUGUACUAGGAGAAGAUAAUGUCAGUGAUAAUCAUUUUGAAGUGGAAAUAAACAGUGAAUCCGUGAUUGGAGACCAUUUAGAUGAUCACCAAAAGCAGACUGUGAAAAAACUGAUUUAUGCUGCUAAGUUGAAUGCUUGUUUAAAAACCUUGGAAGCAGAAAGGAACCGUUUAUAUUCUCAAUUGUCUGAUGAAGAUAAAACAAAGGAAGAGUAUAAAGGUCAGAUUGAAGUUCUUCAGACUGAGAAAGUGUCUUUGCAGACUGAAAAUGCAUAUUUUAAAAGUGAGGUGCAAAAGCUUCAACAAAAACUUAAAGUAAUGACUGAAUUGUAUCAAGAAAAUGAAUUGAAACUCCAUAGGAAACUGACUGUGGAAGAAAAAGAUCGCUUGCAGAAAGAGGAGAAACUUUUCAAAGCAGGAGAAAAGAUUAGUCAUGCUUCUGAAGAGCUUAAUUCUUACAGAGAACGAGCCAAGGAUCUUGAAGAAGAAUUGCAAAGGACUAUUCAUUCUUAUAAAAGCCAGGUCAUUGCUCAUGAGAAAAAAGCUCAUGAUAACUGGCUGUCAGCCCGUGCUGCUGAAAGAAAUCUCAGUGACUUAAGAAAAGAAAUUGGAUACAAUAGACAAAAGUUAACUGAAGCUGAAUUUAAAUGUGACCUUUUAGAAAAAGAUUUUUAUGCCCUCGAUGUUCCAAAUAGAUCCUUUAGCAGAGAGCAUUCCCCAUAUGGACCCUCACCAAUGGGUCGGCCUUCACCAGAAAUGAGAGCUUUUCUCUCCCCUCCAACUUUGUUGGAGGGUCCACUCAGACUUUCACCUUUGCUUCCUGGGGGAGGAGGAAGAGGUUCAAGAGGACCAGGGCAUCCUCUGGAAUAUCAGAAUGUCAGUGAGAAAGGAGAAUUUUCUGAUCCCCAAAAAGCACCUUCUGACACUGGAUCUCUGUCACCUCCAUGGGAUAGAGAUCGUAGAAUGAUUAUUCCUCAUCCAGAUGAAAUGGAAUCCAACAGGAAUGAUACCAAAGAUGAUUUUGGCAAUUUAAAUAUGCCUGACCCAUCUCUCGUACCUCAAAGUGAAGUAGCUGGCCCAGGCUUUGUUCCACCACCUCCUUUGUUGCCAGUGGAUCCAAGAGGGUCAAAAAUGAGAAGAGGACCUCCUGUUAUAUCUCCUCUUCCAGGAAUUAUGUAUGGACCUCCCAGGGGAUACUUUCCAGCAAGGAAUUUCCCUGGCCCACCCCAUCCUCAGUUAUCAAUGAGAAGUGUUUAUCCACCCAGGUCCUUUCCUCCAUAUCCUCCUCCAAGAGAUGGAUUUUUUCCUCCACCUCCACCUCUACCUCUACCUCCACCUCCUGAAAGUAAAAAUGAGCAAUCUUCAGAGAUGACUCAGCCUUCAAGUGAGCCUGCUGCUGAUCUUGAAGAGCCACCACAAGAAAUCUGAGGGUUCUUUUUUCACCAAAAUAAUUUAUGUAUUUUUUAAUCAUCUCAUUCUCGGUUUAAGUAACUAAGUUUAAGUUUAAGUUUAAGUUCAUUGGUUUUACUGUUGCUCAAAUUGAAGCUUGAUAGAAUAAUAAUUUUCAUUGUAAGGUUUUGUCAAUAAAAUGAUUUAACUGAGUUCUAUGAAUAAAUGGUUUCCCAUUGUACAGAAACUCCUCAUAAGUUUGAAAAUGUUCAUUUUAACUUGGUUAACCAAGCCACCAUAAUCUAAACUAAAUAAUAUGCAAGUUUUAAGUGAUUAAUUCAGCUCUGGGAAAUAUUUGAAAUCGCUAAGGCCAUUCCUGCCUGCUGAGGGCUCUAUUUAUUGUGGUUAUAAGACAGAGAUAAAAGUAACUUGAUGUUUACCCUAAAAUAAUAAAUUUCAGUUGGUUUAAAA
Dromiciops gliroides (monito del monte) is the source of this 4557-nucleotide messenger RNA. RefSeq names its product MIA SH3 domain ER export factor 2 (gene MIA2). The transcript has 29 exons. Gene Ontology annotation, biological process: endoplasmic reticulum to Golgi vesicle-mediated transport; vesicle cargo loading; protein secretion. Lineage: Eukaryota; Metazoa; Chordata; Mammalia; Microbiotheria; Microbiotheriidae. Gene Ontology annotation, cellular component: endoplasmic reticulum exit site; endoplasmic reticulum membrane. The coding region runs from base 160 to 4125 and encodes 1321 amino acids. Gene Ontology annotation, molecular function: protein binding. The record is from RefSeq and is a predicted model, not a curated record.